AUGUACUCCAAAGUUGCUGUCCUUGCUGCCCUGGUGGCUUUUGCUGAGGCCCGCUUCGGCCAGGAGGGCACCGUCCAAGGCGUCAUCUCUGCUCUGGGCAACUUCGGCAACCCUGGGCAAGCCGCCACUCUUGCUGGUGCCAGUCCUGGUGUUCUGCUUGGUGGUGCCAAUGCGUGCGCCAAGCUCGAACUUGCCGACCAGAUCGUCGCCACGCUCGGUAACGACCCCGAGGUCAUUGCUGCUGCUGCCGCUCUUGUUGCUGCGGAGAAGAACUUCAACCCCUUUGCCUCCGCCAUCCCCACCAUUUGCUCGGAUGCCAGCCUCCCCGUCACCCCCGAGCUUCGCGGCAUUGUUCCCGCCGUCGACCCGGCUGUUGGUGGCUCCGACGUAGAAAAUGCCAACUCGGCCUCGUCCAUUACGAACCCUUUCAACGCCGACGGCCUGAGCCAAGCUGAUGUUGCCAUCGCCAAUGGCUUCAGCAACUUUACCUCCCAGGGAUCUGACGGGUCCACCGCUGCGCCUGCUGACGGAAAUGCUGGCGGUGACGCCGGGAACAAUGGCAACAACGGGAACAACGGCAAUGGCAACGCUGGCAAUGGUAACGCUGGUAACGGCAACAGCGCUGGAAAUGGCAACAAUGCCGGCAACGGCAAUGCGGGCUGCGGUGCCGUGCGCACGCUGACUACCGUCAUUGCCGCUCCGACUCAGGGUGCCGACGCCGGCAAUGGCAACGGCAACAAUGGCAACAACGGCAAUGGCAACAACGGCAACAACGGCAACAACGGCAACAACGGCAACAACGGCAACAACGGCAACAACGGCAACAACGGCAACAACGGCAACAACGGUAACGGUAACAACGGCAACGGUAACAACAACAACAACAACGCGGCCGCCGACUUCGGCUCGUGCGACCCGACGAUCCAGUUCACGGGUGGGCUCAACGGACGCCCGGCCACCGAAUUCACCUUCCAGUCCAACGACCCGCAGAUCGCCGCCAACCAGCAGGAGGCCCUCAACCCCAACAUCAUUACCAACCGCAUCUGCGACGAGCUGACCAACAUCUGCGAUGCCAACCAGGCCGCCAAGGACAUUUGUGAAGACGCCCAGGCCCAGAUCCAGGCUUUGGGCACCAGGGAUGCGUCCACGGCCCAGGCGUGGAAUGGUCUGCUUGGUUUUUAA
Messenger RNA from Chaetomium globosum CBS 148.51, 1182 nucleotides. RefSeq lists its product as uncharacterized. The transcript has 2 exons. The record is from RefSeq and is a predicted model, not a curated record. Bases 1 to 1182 code for a protein of 393 amino acids. Lineage: Eukaryota; Fungi; Ascomycota; Sordariomycetes; Sordariales; Chaetomiaceae.